AUGAACAUGCAAGGGAAGGGGAUACGCAACGUUAGUAGGAUCAAAGAUGCGACGGUAUCUGUCGAUAAAGGAGGGGUAAUGAGGAUAUUCCUCAUCUGGCCCCCAACCCCGGCGCAAAACCUCAGCCAGUCACUGAAGCUGGUGACGCUGGAAGCAGAGAAACCCCUGGACCAGCACACAAUUGCAAAGUCAAUUGCUGUUCCACCUACGCAAUUACGUGCAUCAAAACUCCUUUGUCGCGAAAGCCAGCAGGGUAUCCGCGGGCGGCUGGAAAACUCUAAAAUCCCACCUUCCCUUCCUCAGAGCGGAAGUAAAGACGACGGUACUCAGGGUAGUCGCUUGGAGAUAAUAUAUAAGAUUGACUAG
Molecule: messenger RNA, 366 nt
Organism: Histoplasma capsulatum G186AR
Lineage: Eukaryota; Fungi; Ascomycota; Eurotiomycetes; Onygenales; Ajellomycetaceae
Exons: 3
Coding region: 1-366 (121 amino acids)
Source: RefSeq, a predicted model, not a curated record